AUGCUGCAAUAUGGUUUCAAACAGAGUCAAGCUGAUCAUACUUUGUUUUUGAAACACUCACAUGGUAAGACAACAGCUCUUAUUGUCUAUGUAGAUGAUAUUGUACUCAUAGGGGAUAAUGUUGAGGAGGUUCCUCGGUUAAAGGAGUAUUUGGCCAAUGAGUUUGAAAUUAAAGACUUGGGCAGCUUGAAGUACUUUCUAGGUAUUGAGGUUGCUCAGUCCAAAGAUGGCAUCUUUAUAUGUCAAAAAAAGUAUGUGCUUGAUUUGCUAAAAGAAAUUGGACUGCUUGGCAGUAAAGCUUGUGAUACAUCACUAGAGCCUGAACUGAAGCUUAAUGAGGAUCAAGGAGGCGAGCUUGUAGACAAGGGGAGGUACCAGAGUCUAGUUGGCAAGCUUAUUUACUUAUCUCAUUCGCGCCCUAACAUUGCUAUUGCAGUGAGUAUGGUUAGUCAGUUUAUGCAUGCUCUACAUGCAAUUCACUUAGAGGCAGUUAUGCGGGUUCUAAGGUACUUGAAGUCUUCUCCGAGAAAGGGUCUCUAUUUCUCCAGACAUGGUCAUCUUAGUGUGGAGGCAUAUACAGAUGCUGAUUGGGCUGGAUCAGUCACUGAUAGACGGUCAACCUCUGGCUAUUGUACCUUUGUUGGAGGAAAUCUAGUUACUUAG
This is a messenger RNA of Camellia sinensis, 663 nucleotides long. NCBI's taxonomy places the organism in Eukaryota, Viridiplantae, Streptophyta, Magnoliopsida, Ericales, Theaceae. The record is from RefSeq and is a predicted model, not a curated record.